Messenger RNA from Monopterus albus (swamp eel), 9860 nucleotides. It is a transcript of the gene myo10l3, whose product is annotated as myosin X, like 3. Gene Ontology annotation, molecular function: ATP binding; cytoskeletal motor activity; protein binding. Gene Ontology annotation, cellular component: cytoskeleton; axonal growth cone; myosin complex. The record is from RefSeq and is a predicted model, not a curated record. The transcript has 41 exons. Gene Ontology annotation, biological process: axon extension; signal transduction. NCBI's taxonomy places the organism in Eukaryota, Metazoa, Chordata, Actinopteri, Synbranchiformes, Synbranchidae. The coding region runs from base 209 to 6502 and encodes 2097 amino acids.
UAAGAAGCCUCAACUGUCCGAAAAUAGACCGGCAAAAUGACUCAUUUAUGAAGGGUAGAGUCUUUUGAAUAGGGGAAAAACUGAAGAACUUUUGUGAAUGUGAUCGAGGCGGAUGGAAAUCACUGGGGAACACAUCCUCCCCUCCUCCUCAGCAGUGGUACCCUGAACUCAGACUACAAAGAGACGAGGAUACUAGAGACUAGUUCACAUGGAGACAUUCUUUUUAGAGGGGGCCCGUGUCUGGCUGAGACACAAAGAGCAGCUCCUCCCUUCCACCGUCAGUUCUUCUAAUGACUUGUCUCUGGUCUUCACCACCGACUAUGGGAAGGUAAUCUGCCUACAGAAGGUGGAAGUGAACAGAGAGAUGGUGUACCCGAUGCACCCCAGCAGCGUCAGCGGAGUAGAGGACAUGUCUACGCUGGCAGAGCUGCACGAAGCUGCCAUCAUGCACAACCUCUUUCUGCGCUACCAGAAAGAUAACAUCUAUACUAACAUAGGUUCAAUCCUGGCAGCAGUAAAUCCCUAUAAGCACAUAGCAGGAUUGUAUGACGGCACGGCUGUUGAUUUGUACAGCAAACAUCAGAUGGUGGAGCUGCCCCCUCAUAUCUUUGCUGUGGCCAAUGAGUGUUACCGCUGCCUGUGGAAGAGACAUGACAGCCAGUGCGUUCUCAUCAGUGGGGAGAGCGGUGCUGGGAAGACAGAGAGCACCAAACUGCUUCUGAAGUUUCUCUCAGUGAGGAGUCAGAACUCAGCGGGUACUCCUCUGUCGGAAAGGACCACCAGGGUGGAGCAGGCCCUCAUCCAGAGCAGCCCCAUCAUGGAAGCUUUUGGUAAUGCUAAGACAGUGUACAACAAUAACUCCAGUCGCUUUGGAAAGUUCAUUCAGCUCCACUUUUCCCAGAACGGAAACAUUCAGGGAGGCUGCAUCAUUGACUAUUUGCUGGAAAAGAACCGUGUGGUUCGACAGAAUCCUGGAGAGAGAAACUAUCACAUCUUCUACGCGCUGUUAGCAGGAGCAGACAAAAACCACAGAGACAUGUACCUCCUAUCUGAAGGACCUGAAUCAUAUCACUACCUGAACCAGUCAGGGUGUGUGCAGGACAGCAGUCUUGAUGACAAGCAGCUUUUUGGCAGUGUGAUGGAGGCCCUGAAAGUGAUGGAAUUCACUGAGGAGGAGAUCAGAGACGUCUUCAAGUUGCUGUCUGCUGUCCUCCGGAUGGGAAAUAUUGAAUUCAUGACUGCAGGUGGAGCUCAGAUCACUUCAAAAGAAGUGGUCAGUAAUGUGAGUGAACUGCUCGGACUGGACUCCUUCCAGCUGUCGGAAGUUUUGACCCAACGCUCCAUGAUCCUCAGAGGGGAGGAGAUCUGCUCACCUCUCACUGUGGAGCAGGCAGUGGACUCGCGGGACUCAGUUGCCAUGGCUCUUUAUUCUCAGUGCUUCUCCUGGAUCAUAAUGAGGAUCAACCAGAAGAUCAAAGGAAAAGACAAUUUCAAGUCCAUUGGCAUCUUGGACAUCUUCGGCUUUGAGAACUUUGAGGUGAACAGGUUCGAACAGUUUAAUAUCAACUAUGCCAAUGAGAAACUGCAGGAAUAUUUCAACAAGCACAUUUUUUCACUGGAGCAGCUGGAGUACAACAGAGAGGGAAUCCAGUGGGAGGCCAUAGACUGGAUGGAUAAUGCAGAGUGUCUGGAUCUCAUAGAAAAGAAACUUGGCAUGUUGGCUCUUAUCAAUGAGGAGAGCCGCUUCCCCAAAGGGACAGACUACACCCUUCUAGAGAAGCUGCACAGCCGGCAUGCAACAAACCCAUACUACGUGAAACCCCGAGUGACCGACCACCAGUUUGGCAUCAAGCACUAUGCUGGGGAGGUGCUUUAUGAUGUGCGUGGAAUCCUAGAGAAGAACAGAGACACCUUCAGAGAUGACAUCUUGUUUAUUCUCAAAGACAGCAGGCUUGACUUCAUCUACGAUCUUUUUGAGCGCAUUGGUAGCAGAAAUGGUGAUGAGACCUUAAAAAUGGGCACAGCCAGACGCAAGCCCACCGUCAGCUCUCAGUUCAGGGACUCACUCCAUUCUCUGAUGGCCACACUAAGUGUGUCCAACCCCUUUUUUGUACGCUGCAUCAAACCGAACAUGGACAAGAAGGCCAGCCAGUUUGAUCCUGAUGUCGUCCUGAACCAACUGAGAUACUCUGGAAUGCUGGAAACCGUGAAGAUUCGCAAGGCUGGAUUUCCUGUCCGCAGAACUUUUAAGGACUUCUAUAGCAGGUACAAGAUGAUUCUGGAGAACAAAACCCAGUCAGAUGAUGUGCGGCAGAGCUGCACAGAGCUUCUCAUGCUUCAUGACAAUGCCAAGAAAGAGUGGCGACUAGGAAAGACAAAGGUGUUCUUGAAGGAGGCCCUGGAGCAAAGGCUGGAGAAGGAGAGGGAAGAGGUGCGGCGCAGGGCUGGCAUGGUGAUCCGCGCCCACAUCCUCAGCUAUGUGGCAAGGAAACAAUAUAAAAGGGUUUUAUUCAGUGUCGUCACCAUCCAGAAGAACUAUCGUGCGCACUUUUGGAGGCGCAUCUUCCUGCGCCUACGCUUGGCUGCCAUCGUCCUGCAGAAACAUCACAGAGGCCAGCUGGCCCGAUCCCUCUGCUGCCAGCUCAAGGAGGAGAAACGGAAGCAGGAGGAAGAGGAGAGAAGGCGAGUAGAGGAAGAAAAGAGGAGGAUGGAAGAGAGGAGACAACAGGAGGAGGAGGAGAAGAGAAAGAGAGAGGAGGAGGAGGAGGAGAAGCAGAGGCUGUUGGAUGAGGAGAUGAAGAGGAGGGCGGAGGAGGAGGCCAUGAGGAAGGAGGAGCUGAGACUGAAGGAGAAGGAGCAGAAAAUGGCAGCUAAAGCAGACAAGGAAAGGAACUCAGUGGUUAAUGGUGCUUGUCAGAAGAAGGAGCUGUCGCAGACUGUGUCCUUCGGUCACACCUCUGACGAAGAGAGCCGUCAGAUGGAGGAGAUCCUGCGGCUGGAGAGGGAGAUUGAGCGUCUGCAGAAGCAGCAGGAAGACGGCAUGUCCCUCCUCGGGGACGUCUCACAUGAGGAGCUGCGGCAGAUGAGGGAUGCUGAGAUCUACAGACUGGAGAAGGAAGCGUCCCGUGUGGCUACUGAGUUCCUGGACCUGCUGGACUUUGGUGGUUUAGAGCCUUCGCUGUCAAGUGAGGAGAACCUCCAUGACCCGACUGAAUCCAUCGCCCCUCUGGCUGAGAUGGAGGUAGAUGAGGGGUUUCACGCUGAGGACGAGUGCAUUCCUCUGCCUGACUUCCCUCCACCAGCUGCGGUUCCUCUUGAUAAGGAAGUAUUCCAAAGUGUUCCCCCUCCUCCGCCUGCCUUUGCAGAGGGAUUAGUGGUUCCCCCCUCUUCAGCCUCCUCUCCUGUAGCAGGAAAGUUCUCACCAGUUGCCCCAAAUGGACUGAGUCAUACCCCUGUUCUCACGGACUCCCAGACCCCUGGCCCUCCUCCUCCCCCUGUAGUCACUAAUGGAGAAAAGCGGCCAUGCCAGAGGGCCAGCAGUGGCUCACUCUUUGAGCCUGUGAGUGAGGAGCCAUUGCACUCAAACCUGCCAGACAUGGAGUCGGACUAUGACCAGGAGGAGUUUGAGGAGGCUCAUGGGAGCUCAGGCGCUAGCACCAACGAUGGCCAUAUCACAGAUGAGGAGGUGUUGCGUAAAUCAUCUUGUACCCAGAACAGCCUGGACUCCUUCAGAGGCAGCUCAGACUCGUUUAUUGACAGCGACGAGGAUAACGAUGGCUACGUGGACACGGAUGAGGAAGUUUCCAAUGGAAGAGUGAAUCUGCUGAAUGGCAGUGGGCCUCCAUACUUCCAUGGCUACCUCUAUAUGAAGAGUGGCCUGAUGAUCCCAUGGCGUCGCCGCUGGUGUGUGCUGAAGGAUGAGACUUUCAUGUGGUUUCGGGCCAAGCAGGACUCCCUCAAAUCCGGCUGGCUUUACAAGAAAGGAGGAGGCAUGUCCACUUUGUCUCGGCGAAACUGGAAGAUGCGCUGGUUUGUCCUGCGAGAGUCGAAGCUCAUGUACUUUGAGAACGACAGUGAGGAGAAGCUGAAAGGAACCAUCGAUAUCUGCGAAGCCAAGGAGAUAGUGGACAAUCAUGAGAAGGAAAAUGCACUGAAUAUUGUGACUGAGGAGAGGACCUACCACAUCUAUGCAGAGUCCCCAGAAGAUGCCAGUGGUUGGUUCAAUGCGCUGAGUCGGGUCCACAGCGCCAGCCCAGAGCAGCUCAUGGAGAUGCACCAUGAACAGGCCAACCCAAAGAAUGCAGUGGGCACACUGGAUGUGGGCUUGAUUGACUCUGUUUGCGCCUCAGACAACCCUGACAGACCAAACUCAUUUGUGGUGAUCACGGCUAACCGGGUGAUCCACUGCAACACAGACACACCUGAGGAGAUGCACCACUGGAUCGGCCUGCUGCAGAAAUCCAAGGGAGACUCCAGGGUUGACGGGCAGGAGUUUUUAGUCAGAGGCUGGUUGCAUAAGGAGAUGAAAUCAGGAGCCAAAAGCACAUCUCUGAAGCUGAAGAAGCGCUGGUUUGUCCUCACCAGUAACUCCUUGGACUAUUACAAGUCACCAGAGCGCAGCUCCUCCAAACUGGGAACUCUGGUCCUCAACAGUCUCUGUUCUGUGGUGCAGCCUGAUGAGAAGGUCUUCAAGGACACUGGUUAUUGGAAUAUAAUUGUCCAUGGCCGUAAACACUCUUACCGUCUCUACACCAAAAUGCUGAAUGAAGCCAUGCGGUGGGCGAACGCCAUACAGGGAGCAAUAGACAGCAAAGUUCCCAUCGAAACACCAACACAGCAACUCAUCAGGGACAUCAAGGAGAGCAGUUUAAAUGUGGAGGCUGUGGAGCAGACAUACUGGAGGAACCCCAUCCUGAGAUAUACCCAGCAUCCUUUGCACUCUCCUCUUCUACCUCUGCCCUAUGGAGAUGUCAGCAUCCACUUGCAAAAGGAAAAGGGUUAUACCAGCCUGCAGGAUGAGGCCGUGAAGAUUUUCAACUCACUGCAGGAGAUGGAGGCAGUGUCAGACCCUGUGCCAAUCAUCCAGGGAAUCCUUCAGACCUGUCAGGACUUGAGGCCAUUAAGAGAUGAGGUCUACUGUCAGCUGAUCAAACAAACCAAUCACGUUCCGCAUCCCAACAGUCCUGCCCAUCGUGCCCACUGGCAUCUCCUGACCUGCAUGAGCUGCACCUUCCUACCCAGCCGAGGCAUCCUACGCUACCUCAGGUUUCACCUCAAAAGGAUAAAGGAGCUGUUCCCCGGUACAGAGAUUGAAAUGUUUGCUCAUUUCAUUGGUGAGUCUUUGAAGAAGACUAAGGCCAGAGAAUUUGUUCCUUCCCAAGAGGAAAUCAUGGCACUGCUUUCCAGACAGGAAAUGACAACCACAGUCUACUGCCACGGAGGAGGCUCCUGCAAGAUCUCCAUUAAUUCACACACCACCGCUGGAGAGGUGGUGGAGAAGCUAAUCAGAGGUCUGGCUAUGGAGGACAGCCGGAACAUGUUUGCACUCUUUGAACACAGCAACAGCAUUGACAGAGCUGUGGAGAGCAGGGUCCUUGUAGCUGAUGUUUUGGCCAAGUUUGAAAGACUGGCUGGUAGCGAGGAAGCUGAGGAUGAAGGCCAGUGGAAACUCUAUUUCAAGCUCUACUGCUUCUUGGAUGUAGAGAGCAUGCCUAAGGAAGGAGUGGAGUUCGCCUUCAUGUUUGAACAGGCCCAUGAGAGUUUGACCCGGGGACACUUUCCUGCCCGUGAGGAGACCCUGCAGCACCUGGCCGCUCUACGCCUUCAGUUUCUAUAUGGAGACAAAGCAAGGGUCACCUGGGGCCUGGAAAAUAUCUACCCUGUGGGCCGGCUACGUAAUCGCAUUGUGCAGUUUACCAAGGUGGGUGGAGCUUCAGGGUCAGGACAAACUCUGGAGCGUCGGAGGACUAGUUUCCUGGAUGGGACCCUACGUCGGGGGUUGAAGACAGGCUCAAUGAAGAAGCAGCGCAUGGAGGAGGAGCAGAUGUUGGAGAUGUGGAUAAAGGAGGAGAUGUCUGCUACCAGGGCCAGCAUCGUGGAGAAGUGGGCUCGUCUCGAAGGUCUGGAUCAGCACCAAGCCAUGCUCAAGUACAUGACCAUCAUCAAAGAGUGGCCUGGAUAUGGAUCCACACUGUUUGAUGUUGAGUGCAAAGAAGGAGGCUUCCCUCAUGAUCUCUGGUUAAGUGUUAGUGCAGAGAAUGUGUCUGUCUACAAGAGAGGAGAGCCCAAGCCUCUGGAGACCUUCCCAUAUGAACACAUCAUCUUUUUUGGUGCCCUGCAGCCUUGCACCUACAAGAUUACUGUGGAUGAGAGAGAAAUGUUCUUUGAAACACCACAGGUUGGAGAGAUCACAAAGAUCAUGAAAGCCUACAUAAAUAUGAUUGUGAAGAAGCGGUGCAGUGUGAAGUCUGUGUCCAGUUACGGAACCAACUGGAUCAGGUGAUUGUACAGGACACAAUAUGCACUGAGCUACAGUACACCUGAACUCUAACAGGCAAGAAUGGAGAGAAGACGUAGGUAUGAGAAGAGGAACAAGUCAUUUUGACAGAGAUUGCGUCUCUGAGCUUUUGACUGGCUAUGCAGCAACACAAACAAACUCAAUCCAGAAAGAUUUCUUUAUAUAGGGACACAAAAAUUGUGGUGUCUUGACUGCAUUCUAGAAUCUGCACCAUUUUAAGCUUUACAGUCAUCUAAAGCGUUCUCUCCAUGCAGUCUCCAAACAUGUUACUCUCACUGGUUACACUGGCCAUUUCUCUCAUGUUACUUGAAAUGUAAUUCAGGUAUCUUUCUGUGCAUUCUAUUUUAAUAUCCAGAGAAUGUUGACAGAGCUUGCUUGCUCUUUUUCCCAACAAAACCUUCAAUGAUUCAAGACUCUUGUUCUGAGUUUAGACAGAAUUUCCAAAAAAAAAGUGGAUUUCUUUCUAUUUCACUUUCUUUCUAUCCCAACCUGUGUAAAAGAUUGUGUUGCAGUGGCAAACUCGCACUAACUGAGUCACCUUUACAAGUGUUUUCCCCCUACAGAAUAGGCUAUUUCAGCCCAUUGUAAUGAAUGUUCUCCUGAAUGGAGAUUCCCUCAGGUUAAAGAGUAAUAUAAUAGUCAUCCUGCCAGGGAGAUGAUCUCCCUCACUUUUGCCUUAUUUAAGUUUUUAUUAUAGCUAUUCUGGGCCGUUGAUUGUAUAAACAUGGACAACGCGUCACAACUUCCCUCCACUAUGCAAAAGUGAAGCCAAAAUAUUGUGAAUUGGAGUAUGGAUACUUGUGCUCGGGCAGAAAUUUAGAAAUUAUGUUUGGCUCUGAGUCAGAUGUAGACACAUAGAUCAACCUUAGGCUUAGACAACUGGAAUGCUCAAAUGUCUGCUUUGUUUAAUGAGAAGGAUAACACCAUACAGACUCAACUGUGUAUGGCUCGUGUCAGGUUCGGACAUUAUAUAAUUUAAACUUGUCAGGCUACUGAACCCGCUGCCACCGCGAUUCGUCCCCGGAUAAGCGGUAGGAAAUGGAUGGAUGGAAGCUUGUCAGGUUCAGAGGGAAAUAUGCGGCCCAAUCCAUGCUGUGUCACGAAUACGUCAGCUGUCAUCUUAGCAUUUCCCAACCGGAUUCUACACAGUAGUGACUAAGUAAUUGAGUGACAUAUCAGACCGCCAAUCAAUACUGUCAAAUCAUCUGAAGAGCACACCUUUUUAUAUUGUCAAAUAAUUUAUUAAAAACAAACCUACCAGAAAAAUGACCACCUUUACACACAUCAGUGUAAUAAUAUAUACCAAAAACCAUAGAAAUCACCUCUGGGAAAAAUUUGUUUGAUUUAUACUUUGAGUUUUUAAUUUGGUUUAUGUUCCAUCCACUUACAUGGAGGGGGUGGGAUUUAUGACCUAUACUGCGACCAUCCACUAGGGGGCGAUCGACUCACUGUGGCUUCAGUUCUGGGAGUUGUCAGGCUAUCCAUCUUUAUACAGUCACUGUUCUGGACUAAUAGUUUGAGUGCAGAUGUGGCCUUUCAGCAAUGGAAUAUACAUUUUGAGGUGUUGAAUAUCUUGGUCAGUGGCAGAUAUUUCCAUGGGUGUGUGACCCUGUAAAGCAUGUCCCUAUCUUAAAAAAUAAUAACUAAAAGGAAAAUUUGUCUCCAAUAAGUCAAAUAAAUUCAGCAUACAAAGAAAUUCAUUGUGAAUAACCACUGCAUCAGUGGAGAUGUAAUGUUUACUGUAUAACCACUGCAGUAGAGUAUCUUCUCAAAAAGCACCAGUACUAAAAUCAGGUGAAGUAUUUGGGCUUCUGUCCCAGAACAAGUUUUCUGUAUUGAGCUGAUUUAGUGUGUGUGGAGUUGGAUGUAUGUUUUUGAAACUUACUGUAGCUGAAAGAGGCAAGCAUGUAUCACCUGUCCAAUGUAUCUGUCUAAAAAGUUUUUUUUUGUUUGCUUUAGUGAUGUUAAGGCCAUGUGAGCGUGGGUUAUUUAUUUAUUGAAGCUCAUAAAGAAAGCUCAGAAAUUAACUGUGUGCUCUAAAUGUAUUGACAGUUUUUCAAGUGCUUUUUGUUAUUCAUGGACAGCGAUCCAUAAUAUUCAGAACCAGACAAGUUGUUUUUAACGUAGUCAUGGCCCAAAAUGUCAGCACCCCUGCAUUUCUGUCAGAUAACACCACUUCUCCCAGAAAAUAGAUUGGUAUUCUAAUGUUUAUUUCUUUUGUUUGCAUUGGAAAAACACAAAAAGCCAAAUCUGAUACAUUCCACACAGAUCCCACAAAACUGACAGUUUGAAUGGUAGAUAACGAAUCUCAGUCAACUUCCAAACAAGUUCAAGCUGAGCUGCAGGCACAGGGUGCAACAGUGUCAACUCGUACUAUCCAUCACAUCUGAAUGACGGGGGACGCUAUGGUAGGAGACCCAGGGCGACCCACUGCUGACACAGACAUGAAAAAACCAGAUUGGAGUUUGCCAAAAAUUACCUGAGGCAGCCACAAUCCUUCUAGAAGAAUGUUCUGUGCACAGAUUAGACUAAGAAAAGAACAUGGUCCCUACAGUCAAACUGAUAUUAUGAAUAAAUCCCAUAGAGUCCCUGUGAAGAAAUCUCAAAACAGCAGCUGGGAGAAGGAGCCCUUCAAAUCUGAGACCUGCAGCAGUUGGAAAAAGAAGAGUGGUCCAAAACUCCAGUAGACAGGUGGAAGAAACUCACUGAUGGUUACAGGAAGCGAUUGAUUUCAGUGACUUUGUUCAAAGGGUGUGCUAUCAAAUAUUAAGUUGGGGGUUCAAUAAUAUUGUCCAGUCCAUUUUUAGACACAAACAAGAGAAAUAAACAUCAGAAUACCAAAGAAAUUGUGAUUCCAACAAUUUUCUGGGAGAAGUGGUGCGUCACCUGACAGGAAAGCGGGGGUGUUGAUAUUUUUACUACAUGUGUAUUAUUGUUUUUCAUUCAUUUUGUGCCCUGUUCCUGAGCUUUUGUCAACAUAAGAUAACCUAAGUGCAUUGCCCUCAACACCCAACCUGCUCAUUUCUUUUUACCGUCUCGCUAACCACAGGAUAUUUCCUCUUCUACACCCCUGUAAAUAUACACCAAGAAUUCAAGGCUUUUCCAAUCAACAUGCAGUAUAGUACAUGUUAAGAGUGGGCCAAGCGUAACAACCUUAGUAUUUACCUCACAUUGCAUUGCUGUCUUCCAUCGCUCUCUGAUCGUACUGACUUGGGCGUUCUGGUCAGCUGCCGGCGGCCGCACCAGAGGCUGAUCUUGCCAUUGGCAAUGACUGUAUUUCUGAUUGUUUUGAAGCAGAAAAAUCAGAAAAUGUUUUAUAUCAGAAUUUAAAGAUGCUUUAAUA